AUGCCAUUGACCGCCCUGCUCAAGCAGAUUUCUAGAAAAGAAGUAGUCGAUUCCGAAGCCUCCUUCAAAGCAAGAUGUAGCCUGGUUUGCGGAGACUUAGCGAUCCAUGGCAAACUCUUGGCCCAGCAAGUCAAGACCUUCAGUGACCUUGCAUUUGCUUGUGGGACCCCGCAAGCACCUCCGUCCGAAGAAGACUUCAACCAAUUCUGCGAUAAGAUCCUUGGGUCAGGAGCGUCAGUUGGGGACGCGGCGAAGCUCCGCCGUCUCCACUUUGAAUCAUCCGCAUAUGUCACAGCUAGCUUGAAGGCCCAGGUGAUGGGCGAGACGUCAGAAGCGCCAAAGAAGCUGCCAGUAGCCGAGAAGACGGCUCGCGUUGCCAACCAACGUCAACGCCUCAAAGGCAAGAGGAGCUGGAGCCGGCAUACUGUCUCAUUGACGCUGUGGCACAUCAAGUGGAAGUUAACCAUGUUAGGAGGAAAAGAGAAGAGCAAGGUCCUCACCUUGCACGAGAGCACCGUUACUCUUGCUCCCGUUGCAGAUCAGUUAACGGCAAGCCAUGCUACUUCUCUUGAGAUCCAGUGGUGUUUGCAGCGCAGAGGGCUAGCGUAUGACAUGAAUCAGAUCAUCUCCUGGGAGACUCACGAAUCCUGGGUUUCCUACUUGAUGCAGCACCUCACGCGAGAGGCUCCGCCCAAUUAUGCAAGCGUAGGGAUCAAUCAGAUCCUGAAAGCUGAUUCCGAGCUUUUUCUCUUGAUCGCUAAAGAAAUUACUCAAGUACGAGCUGACUCCACUGGGAAGAUGCCCGUAGAUGAAGCCAUGCAGAAGCUUCGUCACGAUCCGCGUGUAGUGAUGCGCCUGCUUCCUCUCCCCAAGGGUCAGUCCAGCAGUGCGGCUCCUGUUGACGAGACAGAGCCUUCCCGUGGGAGAAAGCGCCAGAGAGAACGUACUGGGUGGGGGUCUUCUAGCUCCUGUGAAGACGGCUAA
Messenger RNA from Symbiodinium pilosum, 984 nucleotides. Lineage: Eukaryota; Dinophyceae; Suessiales; Symbiodiniaceae. The record is from the annotation of a GenBank genome assembly.